Messenger RNA from Exserohilum turcica Et28A, 1431 nucleotides. RefSeq lists its product as uncharacterized. Gene Ontology annotation, biological process: inner mitochondrial membrane organization. Bases 1 to 1431 code for a protein of 476 amino acids. Gene Ontology annotation, cellular component: mitochondrial inner membrane. The transcript has 2 exons. Lineage: Eukaryota; Fungi; Ascomycota; Dothideomycetes; Pleosporales; Pleosporaceae. The record is from RefSeq and is a predicted model, not a curated record.
AUGCCCCCGCCCGCAGCAGAGUCGCAGCCGAUACCCCAACCGCCGCGUAGUAUUUCCGCAACCCCGCCAUCACCAGAAGACCAGGAACGCCUACAGAGAAGGCUGGAUGCAUUGCUGGAAGAUCAAAAGGCCAUCAAGAGAGCAGCAGAGAACUCGGUCGCGGCCCUGAAGCAACCGCCAGCUACUGUAGCUCCCAAACCUCCCCCACCUGAGCCGGAGCCGGAGCCGGAGCCACCGAAGAAGGACGAGCCAAAGGAUGACAUAGCCCGCGUGCCUGAUGAACAACUUCCAUCACAUAGAGAGAGGCAGAGAUGGAGCCUUUCGAAACGUUUCUCGGAUGCCAUGGACGAGCUGCUGCCGAAGCUUGCCGUCGUGACGCAAAAGGUCAACACAUACACGGGAACAGACUAUUCGGGCGUCGAAGCUCUGCGGAGAGAAAUCAAAGAUCAGGAAAAGCUCGUAAAGUCCCGCCGAGCAGCCAUUGAUUCUGCCAAACAAGUCCUCGAUACCGCGCUAGCCCACCAGGCCAGCUCCCAGAAAGAAGUCGUCGCCCUGCUUGAACGAAAACACUCGUGGUCAAAUGGCGAUCUGGAACGCUACAUGGCUCUCAUCCGAUCCGAGCACCUCAAUGACCAGGCUGUCCGCGAAGCCAAGGAUGCCGUUGCAAAUGCCGAGAAUGCUUUGGAGGAUGCGAGGGCUCAGCUGGAAAAGAGAGAGCGUGCACAGUACCACGAAGAACAAAUCUGGAGCGAUACCAUCCGUAGGAAUAGCACCUGGGUUACCUUUGGCCUGAUGGGAGUCAACAUCUUCUUGCUGCUGCUUAGCCUGGCAAUCCUGGAACCUUGGAGGAGAAGGCGGAUGGUCCGGGAAAUCAAGAAUGCGCUCGAGGCUCAGCAGAAGAUUGCCACGGAAACCGCUGCUGCUUCGGCUACUGCCGUAGCGACUAUUCCCGCAAGCCAAGGACUCGCAGCCAUGGACAGGGAAAUUGACAGGGCCCUUGAACAAAUCGAGGUCCCUGCGACGAACGCUUCUCCCGCUGAAGUCGAAGAAAUCGUCGAAGAGUCGCCCACACAAGGCACUCAGAUGCCUGCACUCGCAGAGCCAGAAUCAGUCCCCGAAGAAGUCGCCGAGGCCAUCGCAGACCCUAUUCCAGGCUCGACUAUCCCCGAAGCCGCAAAUCUCACACCAGAGGAAGCAGCACUGACGCCCGAGGAGCAAAUCGUCGUGGCCCAAGAGUCCGUCCCAUCUCACCACCGUCCUUACAGCAAGCUAGAGACGUGGCAGGAAAAGGCUCACUACAUUGCCAAUGAUCUUCUCAGCGAGCGCAUCAUUUCCAUGCGCAGAAUCGACUACACGACUGCGGUGUUGCAAGGUGCUGCCGCCGGCGCUGUCAUUACUGCUACGCUUAUUGCCAUGCUCCGACCCAAUUGA